This is a messenger RNA of Agrilus planipennis (emerald ash borer), 957 nucleotides long. Its product is annotated as protein OPI10 homolog. Lineage: Eukaryota; Metazoa; Arthropoda; Insecta; Coleoptera; Buprestidae. Bases 128 to 718 code for a protein of 196 amino acids. The transcript has 4 exons. Gene Ontology annotation, molecular function: Hsp70 protein binding; nuclear import signal receptor activity. Gene Ontology annotation, biological process: protein import into nucleus. The record is from RefSeq and is a predicted model, not a curated record. Gene Ontology annotation, cellular component: nucleus; cytosol.
GAACACAUUCUAAGUUCUGUGGUUGUUUUUGAUUUUUGCACGUUAUCUUGAAAGAAAUUUCUAGAAUUACAUAUUUAAAAUAAUAAGUUUCAUUUAAAUUCGUUAAUUCUACAAUUUUAUUAUUCAAAUGGCUAUGUUUGGUAUCAUCGUCUCUGGUCGUCUGGUCUCAACAGAUUAUCAACCAAUUAAUGAAAGACAAUUUAUAACUACCAUCCUAGAUGCUGAUAACGUCAACCAUGUAGUAGUGUUCUUAACUGGAGCAAUUCCCUUUCCAGAGGGUACUGCUGGGCAAGUUUACUUCAGCUGGCCUGACCCCACUGCACCCCCCAAUUGGCAAUUACUAGGAUAUAUUUCUAAUCAGAAGCCCUCAGUUAUAUUCAAAUUAUCAAACAUAAAGAAACUCCACGAAAUGGGAGACUUCUCUAAUACAUCUACAUUUGGCCAGCAGGAUAUUAGUCAUAAUGCCCAAUUAGGAAUAUCAAUAGAGCCGCUUUCAAACAUUCAAGAAGGUCCUUCAUCAACUGAUGCAACAACAUAUGUAAAUUAUGCUCAGAAAAUGUUAGAAAGCUUUAUGAACUAUGUUUUAAGCUACACUAUAACACAGGCUCAUAUGGUGCCCGAUCCUACAGCAACUUAUGUACCUCUAUCCACUGUUCAACAUUGGUACACUAACUUUGAAAGAAGACUUACUCAAAACCCCAACUUUUGGAAAACGUAAGUUAUGUUUGCCCCCAAUAAUAUCAUUUAAACUGGUAACCGAUUUAAAUAACUGCUUUACAUCUGAAAUGCAUUUAAUGAAUGAAAUAAUUACAUCAGGAUAAGUAAAUCUUUUUAGUUAUAUAAAGUUGAAUUAAUAUAAGCUUUAAAAUUGUGUUUUAUUGCAUUAUUUCAUGUCAGUCAUAAUUUUGUAUGUUUGUAAAAUUGAGAUUUAGUAAAAAUAAAUUAUUUUAGUGAUUA